This is a messenger RNA of Talaromyces atroroseus, 1920 nucleotides long. RefSeq names its product Peptidyl-prolyl cis-trans isomerase cyp15. Bases 1 to 1920 code for a protein of 639 amino acids. Gene Ontology annotation, biological process: protein folding; protein peptidyl-prolyl isomerization. The record is from RefSeq and is a predicted model, not a curated record. Gene Ontology annotation, molecular function: peptidyl-prolyl cis-trans isomerase activity; protein binding. Lineage: Eukaryota; Fungi; Ascomycota; Eurotiomycetes; Eurotiales; Trichocomaceae. The transcript has 3 exons.
AUGGUUGCUGCACCUGAAGAAAACCCAUCACAGCCUGUCUCCCACAAACGGCCAUUGUCUGAACUGGCAGACGUGACGCCAGGAGAAGCAGGAGCAGGGGAAGACUCCUCGUCAGACACCGACGAUUUCGGCCCAGCUCUACCCUCAGCAGCAGCGCCGAAGAAAAAACGGCGCAAGCUAGCUUUCGAGAGGGUCUACGUGAACGCACUGCCGGCGUCUCAGCGGUAUUCGAAGUCGCUCAUGCACAGGGACCAACUGUCGUAUGUGAAUGUCACGCCUUCGACCGACUUUCUCAUUACGAGCUCGAUUGAUGGCGUCGUCAAGUUUUGGAAGAAGAUGGCUGUUGGGGUGGAGUUUGUCAAGGAGUUCCGCGCGCAUGCCGGCGAGAUUACGAGCACGACUGUCAGCGCGGAUGGGAGGAGUUUUGCUACAGCUGGGAUGGAUAAGACUGUUAAAAUUUUUGAUAUAAUAACCUUUGAUCUUCUUGCCAUGUUUGAUCUGCAAUUCACGCCGCGAUGCGUCUGCUGGGUGCACAAACGCGGCGCAUCGCUGCCCCUGCUUGCCGUCACAGACGAAGCCAGCCCUUCUAUAGUCAUCUUCGAUGGUCGAGGAGAGAACCGCGACGCCUUGUACACUCUCACCUCGAUUCACAGAAAGCCCGUCGUCGCGCUCGCAUUCAACAAUGCCUUUGACUGCGUCAUCUCCGCCGAUGAAACCGGCAUGAUCGAGUACUGGCGCCCAUCCGACGACUUUACAAAACCAGACAAUGUCUUUGAGCUUAAAUCAUCUACGAAUCUGUUCGAAUUCCGAAAGAAAAAAUCCGUCCCGUCGUCCAUCUCGAUUUCGCCAUCGGGCCAUCAAUUCGCUACUUUUUCAUUUCCUGACCGACAAGUGCGAGUAUUUGAUUUCCAGUCAGGGAAAUUGUACAGGACAUACGACGAAUCGAUAAGCACCAUUACCGACAUGCAACAAGCGGGAAAUGGCCUCGAGCGACUCGAAGAAGUCGAAUUCGGGCGCCGAAUAGCCAUCGAACGCGAUAUCGAGAACCCAAUUUCCCGACCCAAGAUCAACGUCAUUUUCGACGAAUCAGGCCAUUUCAUCAUGUACGGCUCUCUGCACGGCAUCAAAUGCAUCAACACCUUCACCAACCGCGUGGUGCGCGUAUUCGGCAAAGACGAACCCUUCCGCGCGCUCAACUUAGCCAUAUACCAGGGCCAACCGCAGAAAAAGGGCGUUGUCACCGUCAGCAUGGCAGCAAGCGCCAACCCGCUCCUCCAAGAAUCCGAAGAACGCGACCCGAUCCUCGUUUCAACGGGCUACGGCAAAGUGCGCUUCUACAUGUUCACCAACGAAGACGAGAUCUCGAAAUCGACGCGCGACGUUCAAAAUGAGAAGCCGCGCGACGGCGACCAGUCCGCAAGGGACUCGGCGGCAUCCAACAAGAAGGCCGAAAUCGGCACAUCGGCCACCCUGCACACUACCCUGGGCGACAUCCAUCUACGCCUAUUCCCGCAAAUCGCGCCUCUAGCAGUCGAGAAUUUCGUCACGCACGCGCGCCAGGGCUACUACAACAACACCAUCUUCCACCGCGUAAUCCGCAAAUUCAUGAUCCAAGGCGGCGAUCCGCUCGGCGACGGGACAGGCGGCGAGAGUAUCUGGGGCGGCGAAUUCAAGGACGAGAUCACGCCCAACAUCAAGCACGACAAACCGUAUACGCUUAGCAUGGCGAAUGCGGGGCCCAAUACGAACGGAUCACAGUUUUUCAUUACCACGGAAAAGACGCCCUGGUUGGAUGGGAAGCAUACGAUUUUUGGGCGUGCGGUGCAAGGGCUGGAUGUUGUGCAUCGCAUCGAGAAUGUGAGGGUGAAGAAGGAGAAGCCGGAGGACGAUGUAAAGAUUGUUAGUAUUACUGUAUCUUGA